Mirounga angustirostris (Northern elephant seal) is the source of this 3319-nucleotide messenger RNA. It is a transcript of the gene TNFSF4, whose product is annotated as TNF superfamily member 4. The transcript has 3 exons. Gene Ontology annotation, molecular function: tumor necrosis factor receptor binding; cytokine activity. The record is from RefSeq and is a predicted model, not a curated record. Gene Ontology annotation, cellular component: membrane. Lineage: Eukaryota; Metazoa; Chordata; Mammalia; Carnivora; Phocidae. Bases 338 to 889 code for a protein of 183 amino acids. Gene Ontology annotation, biological process: positive regulation of T cell proliferation; inflammatory response; immune response.
AUGACUGUCAUUUCACAGUCACUCAAAUCAGAACUGGAAUGCUACAAAAACAACUCCCUGUUAGCCCAGAGGAAAAAAAAAGAAAGAAAGUAAAGGGGAAAUUCAGAUUAGUCACAAAGAAGUUCCCCCGCCUGCCUGCAGAAGCUGCAGUGUUAAAACUGAGAGAGUGCGUUCUGCUCUUUCAAUCGCCUCUUAUCUCUGGUCCUGGGACCUCUGUGUAUUUUCUGAUUGAUAAGCUUUGUUUUCCCUUCAUCUCCUUCUUUGUGGAGAAGAGGUCAGUCCCCCUCAGGCUCCCCUUUACCACAGUUUUCAUCUUCCUUGCAUCCAAACUGUGAAGAUGGAAGGGGUCCAACCCCUGGAUGAGAAUGUGGGAAACACACCAGGGCGAAGAUUCCAGAAGAACAAGCUAUUGCUGGUGGCAGCCAUAAUUCAGGGGCUGGGAUUGCUCCUGUGUUUCACCUACAUCUGCCUGAACUUCUAUGCUUCCCAGGUGCCACCUCAGUAUCCUCCAAUUCAAAGUAUCAGAGUACAAUUUACCAGGUGUGAGAAUGAGAAGGGUUGCAUCAUCACAUCCCCAAACAAAGAUGAAACCAUGAAGGUGCAAGACAACUCAAUCAUCAUCAACUGUGAUGGGUUUUAUCUCAUCUCCCUGAAGGGCUACUUCUCUGAGGAGCUCAGCCUCAGUCUUUAUUACCGGAAGGGCCGGAAACCCCUCUUUUCCUUGAGCAAGGUCACAUCUGUUGACUCCAUUGGAGUGGCUUAUCUGGCUUUCAAGGACAAAGUCUACUUUAAUGUGACCUCUCACAGUACCUCCUACAAAGACAUUCAGGUGAAUGGUGGGGAAUUGAUUCUCAUUCAUCAAAAUCCUGGUGGAUUCUGUGCCUACUGAGGACCCGAGGGCUGCACCUAAGUCAGGCACCCAGCAUGAACACUGAACUGGGGUUGGACAAGACUCUGAUUCUUCCUUGGGAGUGGAGAAAUUGUCCUAGCUUAGCCCCUAAAAAUGGCCACACGGGAUGUGACCAGAAGCAAAUCCCCCAACUCAGGGAUAUUUAAAACUUAUAUUACAUACCAAUUAACUUUAUUUAUCCUCAUGUCUUCUAAAUCACCUACUCCUCAUCCCUCAUGGUUGCCUCAAGCCUACUAAGCACCUCUACAAGAAUGAGAAAAUAGGUGCCUCUUCCUUAAGGCACAUUAUUUCUAUUGGUCAGGAAAUUGUCAUAAUAAACUUUCUUUAUUGAAAAAGACACUUCACUGCCGUUUGCUGGAAAUUUGACAUCUGGCUUUGUCAAAAUGAAGAGGACCAAGGAAGGGGCUAUGAAUCUGCCAAAGGUGGUGUGGACUAACCCUUGGCAGCCAAAACUGUCUCUCCAAGAUGAAAUUAGUUGCUGUUUGUGUAGUGUCUAAAUACCUCUCUCAUUUGGUGGAGUUCAAAAGGAAGAUCAUCUUGAGAACAGCUGUCAGGACUUGAAGACAGCCAGCUAAGGAAUACUUUGUGCUCUGGGCUUUCUUUUUCUUUACCACUUUGCUUGCUUUCCCAGCCUCCAAUGUUCUUAAUAGAAAUUUCCCUUCAAAGAAUCAUCCUGGGGAUGUGAUGCUGUGAAAAAUCUAAACAGUAAUUUCAGGAAAACAGAGAGGUUUUUCUAAACCGGGAGAGUGAGAUAAUUUAUUGUGAGGGUUAUCUUUAUGGCAUGGAAGAGCAGUGAAACUGGACAUCUCAUGGUAAAAGUCAGUAAGAAUUUAAAUAGUCUGGGAAGGAAAACACAUUAUUUGCCACUGCUAGGCAAAGCAACGCAUGUGCAUUUUCCCUCUUAUGCUGAGAUACACAUUCAGCCCUAUUUCUUGUACAUGUAUACCACAUUGCUAGCUUAAAAAAUGAAGCAAUUCUAUUCUUGAAUACAACUUUAGGCCAAGACACUGAGAAGUUAUUAUAUGAAAAAUAAUAUCUGUCUAGAAACACCAUAAAAUUGCAUAUGAUCUAAUACUGAUAAGUGACUAGAAUGAUCAAUAAUCAGCAAUACCAAUAAGGAAAAAGAUCCCUUUGUUUUUAGUUUAAAUAUCCCUCUUGAUGCAUCAGGCUUAUGGCACUGUGGACAAAUACCCAGAUGAUUUGUAAGUUCUCAAAUUUUUGAUAAAUUUUUUUAAUGGCAGCAAAUGGUUUCCUCUCAGUUUAAAUAGAGUGCAUAACACAACAUAGAAUCUUUCUGGAUGAUUCUGUGUCAUCACAGUGAUUGUACUGUGCUGCAGUACAGUGAUAGCUCCAGGAUCUCCAGAAAGGGGGAAGGCAGUUUGCCCCACACUAAAUUACAUUUGGAUAUUUUUCUAUUUAACACAGUUUUCCAACUCCUCUUAAGUGUUUAUUUAUCUCCAACUAUGUUCUUGUCCCUCUAUUUUAAUUUGUUAUGGAAAGAAGGUAAACAAAGGUGCAUCACGAAAAGAAGCUAAGUAAGAGGAAUUGUGCAUAAGGUAAGAGUAACCAAGCUCUGAGUGGUUGCCAAGGCGCUCACAUAAUCAUAAUCAUGAUCAUGAUCAUAAUCAUAGGUAAACAUUAAUGGAGGGUCUGCUGUGGACCAGGCGUUGGGCUAGAUGCUUUACAUGUAUUGUUCUGAGCAAGAUAUUCUGUGAUAUUUGUCCUGACUACUCAGAGGAUUUAAAUGUGUGUGUGUGUGUGUGUGUGUGUGUGUUUAUUUGUUAUUGACUAUGGUCUGCAAAGUUGAAGCUACUCAAUGGGUGAUAUCUAAUAAGUAAAUGUUUAUGACUAUAGAUAAUAUUUAAGAAAAUAUAUAUUUACUUUUUAAAGUUUGGAAUUUCUAACUAUAUUUCUCCUGAACAUGCACAUUCCUGGCCUCAGCAUAGUUGUUCUGUGGGUUGUCUUUCUUUGUUGUCAUGGUCCUUCUUCACAGAUGCCCACUCCCUUUGGGUACACAUAGUUUGCUCUUCCCAUGCUGGCUUCUUUUGGCCACGCAGGGAUUUUUUUUGUCAUGCACCAGCUUCACUCCCCUCCCCCCACUUCCACCCAUCAAAAUAUGCAUGUCCCCUUUAAGUCAUUCCUCCAGAAAGAGAAUUAAACCUUCUCCAGGCACAACAAAGUUUUGUGGAAAGAGAACUGAAUAAGAAGUCAAGAGAUUGAAAAUCUAAUUUGAUUCAGUCACUAACUAGCUAAGUGACCUUGGGCAAGUAAUUUCCCAUUUUUGGAUUCUGCUUUCCUCUCUUGUUAAGUGACUGUUUUAGAAUCUUAUGUUCAUAGUGCUAACUGUGAAUGUUCAUACUAAAUGUCUAGGUACUAGUUGCUGUGAGUCAAGUUGUAGAGCCUUCUCUU